AUGUCGAAACAAGAAUCAAGCACCUACUUUGAAAAACAAAGGGAUCUCUUGCUACAAGAGAUAAGUAAUUCUAUAGAUUCUGUUGUCUAUAAUUUGGACAUUUUAAAUAGAUCAUUGAGCUCAUCAAUCCAAGUUGGUAAAGAAUUUGAUGAUAUAGGGAGGUUAUGGUCUAAUUUCUACGACGGAUUAAAUCAGUACAGUCAAGCAAAGCUAGAUGCUAAAAGUGAAGAUCAAGGGAUCGAUGAGGACCCAAAAGUUUUGGAAAGCGAUGAAUCUAGUGAAGAUAAACCCAGCCCUUGA
Molecule: messenger RNA, 300 nt
Organism: Priceomyces carsonii
Lineage: Eukaryota; Fungi; Ascomycota; Pichiomycetes; Serinales; Debaryomycetaceae
Gene: DAD1
Product: Dad1p
Exons: 1
Coding region: 1-300 (99 amino acids)
Cellular component (GO): spindle microtubule; DASH complex; mitotic spindle
Molecular function (GO): microtubule plus-end binding
Source: RefSeq, a predicted model, not a curated record